Molecule: messenger RNA, 2208 nt
Organism: Leptosomus discolor (cuckoo roller)
Lineage: Eukaryota; Metazoa; Chordata; Aves; Leptosomiformes; Leptosomidae
Source: RefSeq, a predicted model, not a curated record
GUAACCCUCCCGCUACAGGUACAGGAACCUUACACAUCACCUUGGAGGAUGUCAAUGACAAUGUCCCAUCCCUUUAUCCAACACUGGCAAAAGUUUGUGAUGAUGCCAAAGAUCUCAGGGUAGUGGUACUAGGAGCAUCAGACAAAGACCUUCACCCCAACACAGAUCCAUUCAAAUUUGAACUGAGUAAGCAAUCUGGCCCAGAAAAAUUGUGGAGAAUCACCAAGAUUAACAAUACUCAUGCCCAGGUCACCCUGCUUCAAAACCUGAAAAAGGCCAAUUACAACAUCCCAAUCUCAGUGACAGAUUCGGGAAAACCGCCUCUGACUAACGCCACAGAACUGAAAUUACAAGUGUGUUCCUGCAAGAAAUCCAAAAUGGACUGCAGUGCGACUGAUGCCCUUCAUAUCAGCAUGACCCUUAUCCUUCUUUCACUCUUCAGUUUAUUUUGUCUGUAAGAACUCCUGACAUUUGAAGCUGUCCUACCGAGUUGCCAUGGCAACGAGAAAAAGGAAAACGUCAGAUCUGAAGAUUGCAGUUUACAGUUACUGUUCUUCACUACUAGGCCUCAGUUGCUCCAGAUUGUUUAAUUUGCAACCUCACUUAAUUUGUCCGACUAUACAUUGGUGUUUGACAGCCUCUACCCUACCUUCCGUUCAUUAAUGGACUCACCUUGCAAGACGCAACGUUUAUGCGAAUUUUCUCUGAAUGUUAAAAGACCUUGACAUCUAAACUGGACCUUGGGGGAGCAGAAAACAGAUUGACUCCAUUUUUUUCUAUCUGUUGACUUGUUGCUAUUCAACUGUUCAGAAAAUAUUUUGUCUGUGGGUUAGUAUUUGUAUAUGUAUGAGUGUAUGUAUAUAUAUAUAUUUAUAUAGAGAGAAGAGUUAUACGACAGGUUUAGCUUUUAUAAAAUAUUCAUCUGGAGCGUGCAAGGGGCAGAGCAGAACAAUACAGCCACAGAUGAAUUGUACCUGUUCCACCACGGCUAAACCUACUGCGUUUGCUGUGUCUGGGGCGGCCAGAAGGAGAGCGCCUGCUGCCGUCCCACCGCACGACAGCCGCUUUGUUGGCACAGAAAGCAGGCCCAGGCCUCCGCAGGGUCUUGUACCUCGGGUUCGGCAAACAAGAAACGCACGUCCCUUGGCUUGUUUCUGAUCUGAGCUGCUCCCCUUGCGCCCCAAAAGGAAAUGACGAUCCAGCUUGGCUCCGCAGUUCGGCGGGAGCAGCGCCGGGAGGUUCUGCCGAGCUCCCGUGUGUGAGGAAGCGGGCCGCAGGCAGCUGCGGCCGGCACCGUGCGGGGCAGGAUUACGGCAGCCGGGGUGCUGGGCCGGGUUUUACAGGGGCUGAAGGCAGCUUCCCUUCUGUUCCUGCAGGCCGUUACUCGCUGGGGCAGUUUACAAAAUUUAAGCCUCUCGUCAGCUCUGCAGACGCAGCUCGGUAGGGAGGUGCCUGCUCGCGGGAAGCUGAUGGGAACAGCAAAAGCAAAGGACCUCUCAGCAGCACUGGUCUCUCCCAGCCUCUGUGCAGCUGUCGUUGCACUGAAGCGCAAGGAGGAAAACAGAUGCCCUGUUCUAUAAAUAUAUUCCCACGCGCAUAUAUAUAGUUUUGAAUAUAUAUAUACAUACAUACACAUGUACACAGUUUCCAGUUAAGAGUAACAAGAGCAUUUCUUUGUGUGUGUAAACUUACCACACUUGUUUGCAGACAUGGAAAAAAAGGGUGUUCGUUACAUAUGAAUAUGAAUCCUUUUUUAUUCUGUGAGCAUGUAAGGUUAAAAACCCCUUCUAACUGUACCAAGAUGAUCAUCUUGUAAUAAAUUGUAAAUGAACCAUCAAAGCUCACACCAAAUUUUUAUAAAAUUAACACAAAAAGUAUACUAGUGACAGACUGUGGCUUUUAUUAGAGCUUGCCAGUAACUAGGGUAAGGUAAGUGUCUUAGGAUAUUUUAAUAAACUUGCUUAUUUAAAGUUUAAACAAGAAAGCUUCCUUAUGCAAUAGAACUCUGCAGCUGCAUUCUUUAGUUAGCAUUUUUACAGUACUUACGAGUCAUACUGUAUGUUGUCUUUACUACAGUGAGAUUACGAGCAUAUCUUCCACACCACAUAUAUGUUUCAAUAGUAAAGCUUUUUGGAAGCAUUAAAAAGUCCAAACAUACAUUUAGUUUUCCAUAAUGCUACACUAGAUAUUAAAUGUGUGUUGGUGGUU